Molecule: messenger RNA, 969 nt
Organism: Leptosomus discolor (cuckoo roller)
Lineage: Eukaryota; Metazoa; Chordata; Aves; Leptosomiformes; Leptosomidae
Product: olfactory receptor 8D1-like
Biological process (GO): G protein-coupled receptor signaling pathway
Cellular component (GO): membrane
Molecular function (GO): olfactory receptor activity; G protein-coupled receptor activity
Source: RefSeq, a predicted model, not a curated record
AUGAAGUGGAAAUUGCAUGAGGAAUUUUUUCAUCCUCUUCUGUCCACGUUGGUCUGCAGUGAUGUAAAAGUGGCUGAUGAGAACUGCACCAAGGUGAUCCAGUUCACCUUCUCGGGACUCACAGAGCACCCAGAACUGCAGCCCGUCCUCUUCAUGCUCCUCCUGGGCACCUACGCGCUGACCUUAUCAGGAGACCUCGGCCUGAUCGCCCUCAUCAGGGUCAGCCCUCAGCUUCACCCCAUGUACUUCUUCCUCAGCAACUUGUCCUUCUUAGACAUUUGCUACUCUUUCACCAUCAUCCCCAAAAUGCUGCUGGACCUCACAGCAAAAAACUGCUGCCUCAUGCAGUUUUACUUCUAUGCUCGUUUUGCCACAGCUGAGAUUUACUUGCUGGCUGCCAUGGCCUAUGACUGGUAUGUGGCCAUCUCCAAGCCCCUGCUCCACAAGGCUGUCAUGUCUCCUCGUGUCUGCAUGAGCCUGGUCGCUGGGUCCUACCUUGCAGGGCUGCUGAACGCCAUUAUCCACACAAGCGCCUUGCUCCAGCUGUCCUUCUGCAGUCCCCUGGUCAUCAACAACGUGCCACUGCUCCUUGUUGUUGCCUCCACCGACAUGCACCUCAACGAGGGUUUAAUGUUUGUGUUUGUGGGUUUCAACAUGAUGACCACCAGCCUGCUCAUCCUCAUCUCCUACACCAGCAUCCUGGUGGUCAUGGGCAGGAUGGGCUCUGCUGCAAGCAGGUGCAAAGCCUGUUCCACCUGUGCCUCCCACCUGGCAGCCGUCAUCCUCUUCUGUGUGUCUGCCACUUUCAAGUACAUGCAGCCCAGUUCUUCAAACUCACUGGAGAGCAAGAAAAUCGCGUUCAUCUUUUACAUUAUAGUCCCCAUGCUGAACCCUAUGAUCUACAGCCUGAGAAACAGGGAGGUGAAGCAAGCCCUUAGUGGUUUUAUCAGGAGGAAAAUAUACUUCUGA